Molecule: messenger RNA, 546 nt
Organism: Eruca vesicaria subsp. sativa (arugula)
Lineage: Eukaryota; Viridiplantae; Streptophyta; Magnoliopsida; Brassicales; Brassicaceae
Source: the annotation of a GenBank genome assembly
AUGGAAGUUCCUACACAAGUUGAGAAAGUCUUGGAACUGAGCUUUGAGCAUUUAUCUUUCGUCUUUGGUCACUGGAACAUUUAUCUUCCGUCUUUCGCUUUUGAGAUCUUGACUAAAGCUGUGUAUCCACAAGAUCCUGAUGGCUUAAGAAAAAGCGCGAAUCUCUACUUCGCUGUGGGUAUAGUUGUUAUGGUGAUCUGUGCUGUAUCCUACAACUUAGCUCACAAGCUUCCUGUGAUCAAUUUCCAUGAAGAGCGCAAGGCUCAAGCACUGCUCAAAGAGAGUCAAGAGAACGGUUCUUUAACCGGACCAAUGUGGAGGAAAACACUCUGGCAGAUCGUUACUAGGAUCAAGUCUCAUGGCUUUGGGAUUGUACUUAUAUACAUUGUGACGCUGUCUAUAUUCCCUGGCUACAUUACCGAGGAUGUUCACUCUGAUCUGCUUAAAGAUUGGUUCCAUGUUCUACUCAUUGCAGCUUUCAAUGUGUUUGACUUGGUUGGGAAGUCGUUGACUGCUGUUUACAUGCUUGCGGAUGAGAAAGGGUAG